AUGUUGAUCAAGGGGAUCCGACGCCUCGCAUUUGUCGUCGGCCCGGCCCUCUUCGUGGUGCUGGUGAUAUUCCUCCUUUACGGCCGAGGCCCAGCCAGCUUCCCGUUCCACGGCAUGGGCUGGACGAAGAACGGCUAUGACGGGUCGUCGGACGGCUCACGGUCCCGGUGGCCGCUGCAAGACAAGCUGUCUCUGAGCGGACUGGGACUGCACGACAUGUUCGACAGCCAUGACGGCGAGGGCGAGGGCGAUGCGGGGGCCGGGGGAGGGGCCGACAUGUCCGAGACGCACAUCGAGGUCUUCUCAGCCUCGACGCCCAACGGCAAAUACUUCACCAUCGAGUUCGGCGACGAAGAAGCCAUCAACCCUAGCAUCCUGCCACACCCGGUGCUGGCCGAGACGUGGAUCAUUGUGGCUCAGCAGGGCCGAAGCGGCGGCAGCAAGAAUAAAAGUAAGGGCAAGGGCAAGGGUAAGGGUAAGAGUAAUGGCCAAAGUACCAGCGCCGACCAUGACGAGGAUGAAUCGUCCGACCCAUCCGUCUGGUUCACCGAGCUGGUAUGCGACGCGGUAUUUGUGACUCCCAACAAACUGGCGUGCGUGCGGCCGCCCAAGAUCCUGCCCAUCGCAGCCACCACGGGCGACAAGUGCGUCGACAACCUGGCCUACUUUGCCCUCAACGUCGGCCCGCACGACGCGCGCGUCUUCUACGGGCCCAGCUCGCCCUACACGGUGUACGGGUCCAACUCGGCCUUCACCUGCUUUGGUCAGUGGAUCCAGGAUUUCCGCAUGCUGGUCGAGUGGCCGGCCGACAGCCACAGUGACAGCAACACCAACAACAACGUCGCUGUCAAACACGACUUCCGACUCGCCGCCGAAUUGCAGCGGCCUGGCCCCUACGGACCGGUGGAGAAGAAUUGGUUCAUCUUCUGGGACAAUGUGGGCGACGCGUACGUGCACUACGACGUGGCGCCGAAGCGGGCAUUUGCCAAACUGGGGGGAGCAGGAUCAGUUGGCCCCGACCUCGCCCCCCUCGCAGCACUAUCCGACCAGCAAUGCCUGACGGGCCUAAUGCCCCCCGUAGCCGAGCAACUCGAAUCGAUCCACCAAGCGACGAACUCGCUCUCGAUCACCAUGUGCGCCCGCGCCGAUCUGACAUGCAAGCCGACCGAGGCCAACACGUACAUCCUGACGCUGUUCCAGCACAAGAGCUUCUACCAGUACCACAGCGUGUACGAGCCGUACGCGCUGCUGUUCAAGCGGUCCGCGCCGUUCGAGGUCCACGCCGUCUCGGCCAAGCCCGUCUGGAUCCACGGCCGCGCCAAGCCCGGCGAGGCGCAGCGGCCGGACGGGCCCGAGUUCGACGGCCUCGACGCCUGGAACCAGUCCGAGAUGUUCUAUCUCACUGCGAUCAGCUGGAAGGCCCAUAGUCAGCGCUACCAUGGCUAUUUGGACGACGUGCUGUUUCUCAGUUUCGGCAUCGAGGAUAAACGUACGGGAGGGAUUGAUGUCGUUGCGGGGGAUUUGUUGAGGGAUUUGAAUGUGUGUUCUUCGAUUUGA
This is a messenger RNA of Capronia epimyces CBS 606.96, 1557 nucleotides long. RefSeq lists its product as uncharacterized. The coding region runs from base 1 to 1557 and encodes 518 amino acids. The record is from RefSeq and is a predicted model, not a curated record. The transcript is spliced from 2 exons. NCBI's taxonomy places the organism in Eukaryota, Fungi, Ascomycota, Eurotiomycetes, Chaetothyriales, Herpotrichiellaceae.